AUGCUUGUGCAAGCUCAAAUCAAGGAAAUAAAAAAGAGAAGGAAGGAAAAUUAUUAUAAUGAAGAUGAAGGAAGUAACCCAGCGACCAAGAAAAGGAUUGAAAUCCCUGAAGUAAAUCCUGCAAAGCACAAGCAAGGACGAAGAAAAUUCUUUGAAGCUGAUGCUGUUACCUCAAAGAAGAUGAGAGGAGUCCUGUUCGAUCCCAAUGUUAAAAAUCAAGAGCUAGCUGAGCUCAAAGAGUACGUAAAAAUGGAAAAUAACAGAGCCGUUCACCUCUCAGGAAGAAGCUUCAGUUGAAAGAAGGGAACUAAUAAUUUUGUCCCAGGAAUGAACAGCUAUAAUGCGAAGGACUUCAGUAAGAGGCUGAAGAGCGUCUCUUCAGACAACUUCUUCAAAUACAAAGAUUUCUACGGAGUUGGUGGGGAAAAGAUCUCUGAAAGUCCUAAUAAGUACCAUCCAAGCCUGAAAGAGGUCUAUGAGCAAAAGAGUGCUGGAUUCGAGUCUGAACUGACCAGGAAACUAAAGAGUAACAAGCUUGUGAGUCCUUUUGAGUGGAAAAUGGAUAGCAAUACUCCUAACAGACCCUUCAGAGACAGAUUCAAGCUUGGUAGUAACAAGAUCAGUGGUAAAAUAACUAAUGCUAAUGAGGAAAAUGCUUUUGAAGCGAUGAAGGUCUAUCUUCAAAAGGAGAAGAGAAAGAAGGAUGCUUUUGCUAUCCUCUACUCUAAACCUCAACUAAACUAUCUUAAAAAGAGUAUGAGCCAGGGGAAGUUUGAUCAUGGAGACAUCAUCAAUGGAGUGCGCAAUCUUCAGAAGGAUUCUAAAUACUCUAAAGCUGUAAUGAGUCAUGCAGAGUUGCCAUCUGGGAAAGAGGUGCUAUCAGGAAGAACUUCUUCAAUUAAUAAGAUAUUACCAAAAAUAAAGUCUGAAAGAUCUCUCAAAGCUGAUAAAUGGCGUAAGAAGAAAAACAGAGUCAAGGGUCAGAGCAAGGAAGAGGCAUUCUUCUCUACAAAGGAUAUUGAGACUCUGAAAGCCUAUGAGAGAUUAAUGGGAAAUUAGCU
Messenger RNA from Moneuplotes crassus, 1061 nucleotides. The record is from the annotation of a GenBank genome assembly. Lineage: Eukaryota; Ciliophora; Spirotrichea; Euplotida; Euplotidae.